Molecule: messenger RNA, 2679 nt
Organism: Heterocephalus glaber (naked mole-rat)
Lineage: Eukaryota; Metazoa; Chordata; Mammalia; Rodentia; Bathyergidae
Gene: Kri1
Product: KRI1 homolog
Biological process (GO): endonucleolytic cleavage in ITS1 to separate SSU-rRNA from 5.8S rRNA and LSU-rRNA from tricistronic rRNA transcript (SSU-rRNA, 5.8S rRNA, LSU-rRNA)
Cellular component (GO): nucleolus; 90S preribosome
Source: RefSeq, a predicted model, not a curated record
GUUUCCUGUCACGCGCGUGCGUGGUGGGCCUCAGAGUCGCCAUGCCGGAACCGCGCGGGUCGUCGCCUCUGCGGGUGAACAAGGCUUUUGCGGCGCGGUAUGGCCGCUACCGGGAGCGCGAGGAGCUGCAACGGCUGAAGGAUCGCUAUGGGGACCCGCACGGCGGCAGCGACUCCAGCUCCGAGUCUGACUCCAGCGACGAACGCGUGGAAUUUGACCCCCAGCAGGAGCGAGACUUUUACAGGACACUCUCCCUGUUGAAGAAGAAGGACCCCCGCAUUUAUCAGAAAGAUGCCACCUUCUAUCAGAGAACAGGGUCCACAGAGUCACCCUCAUCCUCGGAGAAUGAGGAGGAGUCAGCAGCCCCACAGAAGCGGAAGAAAGUGCAACCUAUGUACUUGAAAGACUACGAGAGGAAGGUCAUCUUGGAGAAAGGCGGCAAGUACGUCGAUGAGGAGAACUCAGAUGGGGAGACCUCUGAUCAGAGAGUCCAGCAGACUUCGUCUCAGAGUUAUGUGGAGGAACAGAAGCAGCUUAGGGACAGCUUCCGGCCAUUUGUGGAGGACAGCGAGGACGAGGACAGUGCUGGAGAAGGUGGCUCGGGCUUGCUGCAGAAGCGCAGGAAGACCAGGGAGGAGAAGGACCAGGAGGAUGCUGACUACGUGGAGUGGCUGAAGGGACAGAAGGAGAUUCAGAACCGCAAGUCCCUGAAGGAACUGAUGCAUCUCAAGGAAUAUUGGGACAACCCGGAGCUGGACGAAGGGGAGCAAUUUCUGCGGGAUUAUAUCCUCAACAAGCGCUACGAGGAGGAGGGCAGUGAGGAGGAGGGCGAUGAGGAGGAGGAAGAGGAAGAGGAGGAGGAAGGGGUCCCUGGUCCCCCAGUCCAGGUGGCCGUGGACGACUCCUCUGACGAGGGGGAGCUAUUCCUGAAGAAGCAGGAGGACUUCGAGCAUAAGUACAACUUCCGCUUCGAGGAGCCGGAUGCAGCCUUGGUCAAGACCUACCCACGCAGCAUUGCGUCCUCCAUGCGCCGCAGAGAUGAGCGCAGGAAAGAGAAGAGGGAGGAGACCAGGGAGCGGAAGAAGAGGGAGAAGGCCAGGAAGCAGGAGGAGCUGAAGCAGUUAAAGAACCUGAAGAGGAAGGAGAUUCUGGCCAAGCUGGAAAAGCUGCGACAAGUCACUGGCAACGAGACGCUGGGCCUGGAGGAGCAGGACCUCGAGGGUGACUUUGACCCCAUCCAGCAUGAGCAGCUGAUGCAGAAAUGCCUAGGCCAUGACUUCUACAGUGCCGAGGAGGAGGAGAAGCCGCAGUUUGAGGAGGAGGACGGGCUUGAAGAGGACUGGAACUGGGACACGUGGGGUGGGCCGGAGCAGGACGGAGCAUGGAACCAGCAGGAGCCACACUGUGAGGACCCUAAUUUCAAUAUGGAUGCAGACUAUGACCCCAGCCAGCCUCGGAAAAAGUGGCUCGAGGCCCCCUCCACCGGCAGGAAGAAGCGCAAGUCGCUCUUUGCGUCAGCCGUGGGCCAGCAGAAGCCCGUGUUCGACCCUGGGGACAAGACCUUUGAGGAGUACCUGGAUGAGUACUACCGGCUGGACUAUGAGGACAUCAUCGAUGACCUGCCCUGUCGCUUCAAGUACCGCAGUGUGGUACCCUGUGACUUCGGGCUCAGCACCGAGGAGGUUGGGCCCCAGAUCCUGGGUGCUGAUGACAAGGAGCUGAACCGAUGGUGUUCCCUGAAGAAGACCUGCAUGUACAGGUCGGAGCAGGAGGAGCUGCAGGACAAGCGGUCAUACAGCCAGAAGGCCCAGAACUCCCGGAAGAAGCGGCAGAUCUUCAAGUCGCUCUGCCCAGAGGAGACAGAGACAGCCACAGAAGACACCGGGGAACUGCAGAGACACCCAGCUGGCCCACAAGAGCAGCUGGUGGUGCCUGAUGGAGGCCGUGGGAAGCAGUCCCAGCCCGAAAGCCCCCUGGCACAGGAAGAUGAGGCCCCUAUGUCACCUCACAAGACACCAGCCCCCCAGAAGCGGAGGAGGGGCAAGAAGGCACAUUUGCUGGGCCCCACUGUGACACUCGGUGGCCGAGAGUUCAGCCGCCAGAGACUCCAGGCGUUUGGCCUCAACCCCAAGCGGCUCCACUUUCGCCAGCUGGGCCGGCAGCGCAGGAAGCAGCCGGGACCCAAGAGCCGUCCCUGAGGACAGGACAGUGGGCGCACAUGUCCCUGGGUUCCUGGUAGCAGUCCCGUCCUCCUGGCACCUGUGUUUCAUUGGCUCUGAGGCCCGCUUGACAGACAUCCCCUUGAGGCACCCUGGAAUCCUAGCCACAGCUACAGUCAAGUUCAACAGCUUUAUUACCCCCCAGCAGCCAGUCUCCCCGCACCGGGACUUGGGGACAGUGAAGGGCGUGGCCAAUCCAGUGCAAACUACAGUACGUGAGUCAGGCCCUGAGUGGGUGCCCGGGUGUCCUCCCUGCCCCCUGCCCUGUGAGAGGACCCAGGAGGGUGCAGCUGGCAGGUGGUGGCCCCUGGAUAAGCAGCCCCAGUCCUGCCUGCGGUCUGACAGACUGGUCUCGGGUGGUGGAGAGGGUAAGGGUGAGAAACUCUGUCACCUCCUGAGUUCUAGGCCCCCUCCUCCCCCAGGAUGACAUAAAUAAAAAAAUAAAUAGUCUCACAUCUUU